Molecule: messenger RNA, 354 nt
Organism: Cylindrotheca closterium
Lineage: Eukaryota; Bacillariophyta; Bacillariophyceae; Bacillariales; Bacillariaceae
Source: the annotation of a GenBank genome assembly
AUGCGAGCAGCAGUGAAACCUGACGGCAAGGAAUACUAUGAAUACAUCCUUUGCUACGUCGACGACAUCCUCUGUAUGUCAAUGAAAGCCAAAGAAGUGAUGGAAGGGAUUGGAAGGGUGUUCAAAUUCAAGAAAGGGAAGAUUGAACCUCCAGAAAGCUACUUGGGAGCUACGUUACGAAAGAAGACUUUGGACGGACACAACAUUUGGACAAUGUCAAGUUAUGACUACGUCGUGGCAGCUGUCAAAAACGUCAAGGAAACGUUAAAGGACAGUCCAAAAUGGAAAAUACCCAAGAAUGCACCAAUGCCGAUGACCAGUGCCUAUGAACCGGAGAUGGAUGGAUCAAACUAA